CCCCUCAGCCUGCACCGCUGCUGCCCAGCGGGGUCCGCCCCCUGCUCUCUCGGGGCUCCGCCUCCACCCAGUCCCCACCAACCUUGGGCCUCACUGAGUUUCUCUUUCACUUUGGGAUCCUGAGGUCCUGCACCAGGGCCCAGCUGCUACCGCAGGUCCCCAGGGCGCCCACGCCAGCAACGCAGAGGAGGAGACGGGGUCUGAGCAGCAGGCAGCUGACCCGCGCUGGCCCGUCCACUUGGGGCAGGGGCAGCGGGAGCAGGUCGGGGCCUCCAGAGCGGGGCCCUGUCUGUGCUCAGAAAAUGGAGCGCUCGGACUGGAGUGGAAGAGACUCGCUGGAGGAGGUCUGCCCACGGGGCUGCCGAUGGACCGCGCACUACAGAAAACUGAUAGAGCAAAUAUAUAAAAAAGCAUUCAGGUUCUACUUUCGAAACCUACGCUACGCCUAUGGCCGGAAUAAUACCUUCCUGUGCUUCCAAGUAAUAAGAGAACAGAACAACGAAGUCCUUCACAAGGGGGUCUUUCUAAACCAGCCCAGCCCCUUCAGACUCCACGCAGAGCUCAGCUUCCUGUCUUGGUUCCAUGACACUGAACUGUCCUUUGAUGAGAACUACAAGGUCACUUGGUACAUGUCCUGGAGCCCUUGCCCGGAAUGUGCGAAGGAGAUUGUAACAUUCCUGGACAAUCAUCACAACGUGACCCUGACUAUCUAUGUCGCCCGCCUAUACUACCAUUGGAACCCCACAUACAAGGAGGGGCUGCGAGCACUGGUGCAGGGAGGGACCCGGCUAUACACCAUGGCUUUCCCAGAAUUUGAAGACUGUUGGAGUCUCUUUGUGUGCAAUGAAACAUUCAGACCUUGGGAGAAUUUCCAUAAAUGUUGUUCGCUCCAGGACAAAACCCUGCAGAAGAUUCUCAGGAGGGGGAAGAUGCUAAAAGAAGAAACGUUCCGUGUCCAGUUUAACAACGCGCACAAGGCCCAGAAGCCCUACCGCCGCAGGGUGACAUACCUGUGCUACCAGCUGCAAGAGGCCAACGGCAACCUGACCAAAGGCUGCUUUCGGAACAAGAAAGGUCUCCACGCAGAACGUCGCUUUAUUAAGAGGAUCAGUUCCAUGAAACUGGACCAAGCCCAGAGCUACCAAAUCACCUGUUACCUCACGUGGAGCCCCUGCCCACUCUGCGCCCAGGAACUGGCUCAGUUUAAACACUCUCACCCACGCGUGCAACUGAAGGUCUUCGUCUCCCGCCUGUACUUUCACUGGAAGAGGACCUACCAGGAGGCGCUGCACCGGCUGUGCACAUCCCAGGUCCCAGUCACUGUCAUGGGCCUCCCAGAGUUCGCUGACUGCUGGGACAACUUUGUGGACCACCAGUCAGAGCCCUUUAAGUCCUGGGACAAGCUGGAGCAGUACAGCAACAGCAUAGAAAGGCGCCUUCUGCAGAUCCUGAAGUCCUGGGGUGUGGAUGACUUAACGGCUAACCUCAGAACUUUGCAGCUUGGACCCACCUCCCCCCCAGUGGCGGGAAGGGACCCCUGAUGACCGCCCCAGGCAUCACACGCACAUCUGCCUCCCCGCCAUCCCAAGCCUGGCCUUCAUCCAUGUCCAGAAAGCCUUCCCUCCCUCCUCCAUCUUUUGUUUAUUUUUUAUAAUUGGGUUUGUACUUUUCUAAUUUAAAAAAAAAGUCACGAUAACUUCAAAGUCCACAGAACCUGGCUUACUGUCUAAGGGAGGAAUCAGGUCCUCUCAUAAAAAGGAGAAUAAAAGGCUCUUGUGGAACCAAGAAA
This is a messenger RNA of Cavia porcellus (domestic guinea pig), 1789 nucleotides long. RefSeq names its product DNA dC->dU-editing enzyme APOBEC3-like. Gene Ontology annotation, biological process: DNA cytosine deamination; negative regulation of single stranded viral RNA replication via double stranded DNA intermediate; cytidine to uridine editing. Lineage: Eukaryota; Metazoa; Chordata; Mammalia; Rodentia; Caviidae. Gene Ontology annotation, cellular component: nucleus; P-body; cytoplasm. Gene Ontology annotation, molecular function: RNA binding; cytidine deaminase activity; zinc ion binding. The transcript is spliced from 8 exons. The record is from RefSeq and is a predicted model, not a curated record. The coding region runs from base 303 to 1541 and encodes 412 amino acids.